Messenger RNA from Anas platyrhynchos (mallard), 9275 nucleotides. NCBI's taxonomy places the organism in Eukaryota, Metazoa, Chordata, Aves, Anseriformes, Anatidae. The record is from RefSeq and is a predicted model, not a curated record.
AUGUCAGAAGUAUUAAUUGAACUGGAUAAAUUUUCUUCAGAUGAAAUUGAGAGCAGAGAGGAUUCCAAGUCAGACUUUAAGGAAGGCAAAUUGAGUGAUUUAUGUGCCGAUUAUCAUGGUUUUCAACUUCACUACUCGCGUUCUGCACCAGCUGGUAUGAAUACCAGCAAGAGUGAGACAGUGAAAGAACAUCCCUUACAACCCUCUAGAAGAUCGCUGCCAUGCUUAGCUCAGAGCCAAACUCAUCCUCAGAGUCUGAGCAAGCAUUCUUCAUUUCUGCAGCCAAAUCGUGUGCAGCCACAGCCUCGGCCUCAGCCCCUAAGUGCAGGGACAUCUACAGCUACAGUGGAUGUAGUGUCAGAGCGAGCUAAAGUGAUGGAGACUUUGGAAAACAACUUGAUCAAGCUGUCUAAUACAGAAUACAGUGAUCCAUUUUUAGAUGUAGGAAAAGACAAAGACACAUACACAGAUGAUUCAGAGCAUGGGAAUUAUGAUGUUCGUACAGAUCAGUCAUUGCUCAUUCAAAACAAGCUUGCCAGACAGAAAACAGAACCUCGGACUAAAUCAUCUUUAAAGACCGAUGCCAUGGCGUCGUCAGGUCUCUUCUUCAAAGAUGGAAAAAAGCGCAUUGAUUAUAUCUUGGUCUACAAAAAGUCAAGUCUGCAGGUAGAGAAAAGAAGCACGUUUGAGAAGAAUUUGAGAGCAGAAGGGCUGAUGUUAGAACGAGAGCCAGCUGUUACAAACAGUGAUAUCAUGUUUGUUAAAAUUCACUGUCCAUGGGAGACUUUGUGCAAAUAUGCAGAAAGAAUGAACAUCAGGAUGCCUUUCAGGAAAAAAUGUUAUUACACUGACUGGAGGAGCAAAACCAUGGGCAGUUUGCAGAGGAAUAUGAGAGAGCUGAAAAGCUGGCUGCCCAGAAAUCCAAUGAAGCUUGAUAAGGAGGCCCUGCCUGAUCUUGAAGAGACUGAUUGCUACACAGCACCCUUUAGCCGGGCACGCAUACACCAUUUUACAAUAAACAAUAAAGACAGCUUCUUCAGCAACUCCACGAGAAGUAGAAUCGUGCAUCACAUGCUACAGAGAACAAAGUAUGAAGAUGGAAAAUCCAAAAUGGGUAUUAAUAGAUUACUAAAUAAUGGAACUUAUGAAGCAGCAUUUCCACCACAUGAGGGAAGCCACAAAAGCAGACAUCCCAUCAAAACGCACGGAGCUCAGAAUCACAGACACCUUUUAUACGAGCGUUGGGCACGGUGGGGAAUGUGGUACAAAUACCAACCUCUUGAUUUAAUCAGGCGAUAUUUUGGUGAAAAAAUUGGACUGUAUUUUGCCUGGUUGGGAUGGUAUACUGGAAUGCUGAUUCCUGCUGCCCUGGUUGGGCUCUUUGUUUUCCUUUAUGGAUUAUUUACGAUGGAUUCCAGCCAAGUAAGCAAAGAGAUCUGCGAGGCAAAUGAAACCAUCAUGUGCCCUAUGUGUGAACGCAAUUGCACACUACAAAAACUCAAUGAAAGCUGCAUAUACGCCAAGGUUACACAUUUGUUUGAUAAUGGAGGGACUGUCUUCUUUGCUAUUUUCAUGGCAAUCUGGGCUACAGUCUUUCUAGAGUUCUGGAAAAGAAGGAGAGCUGUGUUAACCUAUGAUUGGGACCUCAUAGACUGGGAAGAUGAAGAGGAAGAACUGCGCCCCCAGUUUGAAGCUAAGUAUUCCCAAGUGGAAAGAGUAAAUCCAAUCACAGGAAAACCUGAACCUUUUCAGCCUUUCCCUGAUAAGCUCAGUCGACUGAUGGUUUCUGUCUCAGGAAUAUUUUUCAUGAUUUCACUGGUCCUUACUGCAGUGUUUGCAGUUGUUGUGUAUCGUCUGGUAGCCAUGGAACAAUUUGCUUCCUUCAAGUGGUAUUUCAUCAAGAAGUAUUGGCAGUUUGCAACAUCUGGCACUGGAGUCUGUAUCAAUUUUAUGAUCAUCAUGUCACUCAAUGUUGUGUACGAGAAGGUUGCCUAUCUUCUGACAGAUUUAGAGCACCCAAGAACAGAAUCCGAAUGGGAAAACAGCUUUGCCUUGAAAAUGUUCCUCUUCCAGUUUGUCAACUUGAACAGUUCUAUCUUUUACAUUGCCUUUUUUCUGGGCAGAUUUGCAGGCCGCCCAGGAAAGUACAACAAGCUUUUUAACAGAUGGAGACUGGAAGAGUGUCAUCCCAGUGGCUGCUUGAUAGAUCUGUGUCUGCAGAUGGGAGUUAUUAUGGUUUUAAAACAAAUGUGGAACAAUUUCAUGGAACUGGGCUAUCCUUUAUUACAGAAUUGGUGGUCACGACGUAAAAUGAAGAGAAGAGGACAAUCCAUGGAGCAUAAGAUUUCUCUACCUCAGUGGGAGAAAGAUUGGAAUCUGCAGCCUAUGAAUCUCCAUGGCUUGAUGGAUGAAUACUUGGAGAUGGUUUUACAGUUUGGCUUCACCACUAUUUUUGUUGCUGCCUUCCCACUGGCACCUCUCCUGGCAUUGCUGAACAAUAUCAUAGAAAUAAGGUUAGAUGCAUAUAAGUUUGUCACUCAGUGGAGAAGACCUAUGCCUGCAAGAGCAACAGAUAUAGGUAUCUGGUAUGGGAUUCUUGAAGGAAUUGGAGUUCUGGCUGUCAUCACUAAUGCCUUCGUUAUUGCCAUUACUUCCGAUUACAUUCCACGUUUUGUCUAUGCAUACAAAUACGGUCCCUGUACAGAUCAAGGAUACAGACAAGAAAAAUGCUUAAAAGGAUAUGUCAACAGCAGCUUAUCAGUAUUUGAUUUGAGUGAACUUGGAAUGGGAUACUCAGGAUACUGCCGGUAUAGAGAUUACAGAGCCCCACCAUGGAGUUCAACUCCAUAUGAAUUCACUUUGCAGUUCUGGCAUGUCCUGGCAGCACGGCUGGCCUUCAUUAUAGUUUUUGAGCACCUUGUUUUUGGGAUCAAGUCUUUCAUUGCUUACCUGAUUCCAGACAUGCCCAAAGACUUGUGCGACAGAAUGAGGAGAGAGAAAUACUUAGUCCAGGAAAUGAUGUAUGAGGCUGAACUAGAGCAUUUGCAGAGAGAAAGAAAAAAGAAUGGGAAACAAUAUCACCAUGAAUGGCCUUAGUCAAUACCAUGCUGCAACAAAAACGCUGUUUGGAAGUUGAAGAGUGCAGUUUCAAAAUGAAGUCAGUCUGUCAUCAGUGUAUGAGAUUGGCAAUGUAUAUAUGUUCCUGCUAAGCUGUACAGUUGCAGGCUUUGGUAGGAAGUGGAAAACAGUUGCUUCCAAAGAAGAAAAUGAAGAGCCUUAUCAGCAACCAGUCUGUGGGGAGCACCAAGUACUGGCACUCAAGAAUGUGCAGAUGGAUUGAAAAUUUGGAUACUGAUUUUUAAAAAGGCAAUGAACAUUCGUGCUGUUCAUGAAGGUACUAACAGCGUAAUAAAAACAAAAAAUUGCCUGUAAACUUAUACAGUAUGGGCAUGACAAUAACAAAUUACAUGAUAUCCACUACAGCUUCUGAUUGCUCAGCUGCAUCUGUAAUGCCUCUGAAGAAAAAAAAACAAGUGUUGCCUUUGUGGCCAUAACUUGAUAUAAAUGAGCUUUCAGGCUUACUGUUUUGUCAGGUUUGUCCUAGUCUCUUGUUGAGAUCGUGGAUGUGAUCCUACCCUAGAAAAGGGGUAUAUGGCUGCUUAAUAUAUACUAUGCAGUUUAAGAUUUGCACAUCAGUGUCAUUAAUUUAUCCUUCUAGUCAAAAACCAAAAAAUCUAAAUUCAAAGAGAAAGCAGCACUGAGAGAACACAUUGCAUUGCCCACACUGCAGCUGUAUUUGAAAAUGACAUGGCUGUGAGUUGUCUUUCCACUUUUAUGUGCAGAAAGGCCACCUCCACACACAUUCAGGAUGAAAGACCUGUCAUUUCCAUGCUCUGAUGUAGCAUGCAGAUGUCCAACUGUGUUACUGUUCUCUUUGGCCUGUCUGAGCAGUGAUUCCAUGACUUCACAGAAUGCUAACUUGAAAUAUUCUAAUACAGUGCAAAUGACUUUGUUCUGAAUAUACAAUUAACUAUUUAUAGUAUGCAAGCUUAUGCAGAUAUAUAUCAGACAUACAGUAUAACAUUUUGACUUGCUUGUUCAGGGAAGGAGAAGCAGAGCACCUUAUAACAAUGCUCUUCUUAUUGUAAUAGUAAAUGUUCCAGUAAUGUGCACUUCUUUUAUUGGGCUAAAUAAGUCAAAGCAUGGGAAUUAGAUGCAGGCAGAUAUGUAUACAGAUUGUAUAUAAAAGCACACACACACAGUGAUUACUUUUAGAUUUUCUAUUAUUAUUUGUAUGCAUUCUUAUAGUUUUGGGAGCCUUUUUGGAUAAAAUCACUCUAAAAAGUAGAUGUUCAUAUAUAAAGAAUCAAAUUUCAUUUUUUAUGUGCAUACAGUAUGGGGUAGUGUAGUUUAUGGUCAUAGUCACGUUUUGGUGAUGAAACUGUCUAUUAACAUUUCAUAAUUUGGGAAUAGAUAAGCACUUAGUUUAAAAAAAUCAAAAAAAGCGGGCAGUGUUCACUUGCAGAGAAGGGAGUGGGGAAACCAAGUUACAGUCAUUCUGUUUAUCUUCUACAAUUUUAAUAAUCAUUCUUUAUACUGGAUGAGAAAAAAAAAAAAAAAAAGAGCCAGCAAAAGCACAUCAACUAUAAAGGCUGCAAGUUUUAACAUUAUUUUAGGGAUAAAGCUGCAAUGAAAUCACUGCUGACAGAUAUGAGAAGAAAUGAAAUUUUACUUGUUAAAAUAGCAUGUUGAGCCAAAAAGUGAUUCCAAUAUUCAUUUGCAUAUAUUAGAACAAUUACUUCUUUUUUUUUGUAUAAUGCCAUAUAAAAUUAAUUUUAAGAUCAAAGAGUCCAUCAAAGUAGAUGAGUAAUAUCUGCCAGUGGACCAUACCUUAAGUUCUUUACUCAUUUCACCAUAUUUAUGAAAUUCUGUGGUUAAUUCCAGCUCUCUGUGACCAGACAAGGCAACUAUAGGAGUAUCUGCACUAUUACACAAAGGAGGAAGGAGAUUGGAAGGUAUGAUCUAAUCAGAUAUAUUAGCCAUUAGAUCUAUGAUAAUGGGCUGAUGGAACUCAGCUUUCCAUAUUUUGGAAGGGCUGGGUUUUUUCUUCAUAUUUUGGGUUGCACACUAAGUUCCUCAGGAGUCCUUAUCAGAAAUAUCAGCCCUCUCCUCAGCGCUCAUAGAUUCUUACUAUUUAAAUUAAUUUAUUCUCUCACUGUUUAAUACUGUGGAAUAUCAAGCACCACUUGAAAGCAUAAACCAGGUGUCAUAGGUCCCAUUUUUGUGCCAGGUAGUGAUAAUACUUCAGUUCUUCAGAAGGUCACAGAUGAGCUCUCUUUUUAAUGUUUUCUCUAAAAACAAAAUGCCUUGGCUGGCCCAAGGUAUAAAGAUUUAGAAUAAAAUCUGGCAAAAAUCAGAAAUAUUGAUUAUUUUAUACUUUCUUGUUUCUGAUGUUGAUAUUGCCACACGUGAAAAUAUACUUAGGCAAAUUCCAACUGAAUUUCCAACUGCAUAUGAAAGAAAGACGUUUUGUAUUUGAGUAUGAAUUUGGAUUUAAAUAUAUAUAUAUUCUUAAUGAUUUUCAGCACUGGUGUACAGAAAUAUAUCAAAGGCAAGUAUGUAGAUCUGACAUAGUGCAGAUUAUGCACUGGAAAAGCACAAGAAGUUUUGGAGAAACACUGUGUGUGUUCCUUUGUUUCUGAAGGACAUGAACAAUGUCUGAAGGUUUUGCCACUACUAGCCAUUUGCUUAAGCUGAGAACUUUUUGCUAGACUUCAUUUAGUAUGCUGUUUGCAUAGACUGCACGUUAUUUUACUAAAGUAUAAGGCACACACUGUCCUCAGGAAUAAUGUAUUUUAUGAAUGGUGAAUGAUCUUUUCAUAUUCUAAGUAUUGUCUUUCCAAAAAAAUGACCAGUAUGAAUAGACUGUGCAUGCAAGCUGCAUUUGUGAAAUCUGACAAAGCUUUAGAACUUCAAUUUGUGCAAAAAUGCUUUAGAUCAUUGCUGAUCUAAUCUAUGACAACUUUGCUCUAUGCAUGCACCCUUACAGAGACUGCAUGAGCAACUAGAUAUUUUUAAAUACAAAGAAUUAGUCCAAAAUGUCUUAAUAAUUCCUAACCCAAAACAGUGUUUUGAUUCAGACAAAAUAAAUUUUCAUUUCAGAAAUGGCAAAAAAUCCACAUACAUUAUACAUGUUUCUAUUUACUUCUCAUUCUAAAUUUGUGCCCAAUGUGUGGGAUCUGAAUUUUGGUUAAUAAAAAGGAAAAGAAAAAAUGCGUGGAAUUUGAAUGCACACAAAGGUUCUGUUUCACUGGCCUCCCUAAUGAGAAGUUCCUUCUUAGGGCUCAGCGUCCCUCUCCAUAGAGAGGGAUGCACUCACUGCUCAGUAUUUACAGCUGAGUGCCAGCAAGGUUGCCUGCAGUUUGAGCAAAGGCUCUCUGUUUGUUAUGCUGUCAUCUAAUUUCCUUACCAAAAAGAUAAUGCAGUGAUUGGGCAUCCUGACAGAGCACUAAUAUUCGGAAACAAAGCAGACCACACAAUGGCUUUUUUUUUAAUCUUUUCUUUCCAGUCCACUUUAUAUUUAAGGAUUUGUAGAGGAAAUGUAGCUGAACUUUUAAGUUUAUAUUAAUGAUGACAAGGCUAAAAUUUCCAGAGUGUGAUGAUGGACAAUAAGUGGUUUGUGGGUUUGAUUAUUUUGGUUUUUUUAGAAGUACAUAUCUUCAGACCUACAAAACAGACACAUCAGCUAUGCCCUUUUCUGACAGCAAGUAGUCUUGAAUUAUGUUCUGAGGAUCUCAUUUAAGCUCCAUAGUGAUCUAAAGAAAACUCAAAAGAAAAAUGUCUGUUGGGUCUAGUUGGAAGUAGGUUAAUAGGUACUUACCUUAAUGCAUCAAUUCAUUAAUUUCCUGAGGUUUUCUUCAUUAAAAGUUCUACAGGAGGAAAAACAUCUUGGGAAACACAGCUUUAGGGUGAGUGUUAAUAAGGGGAAAGGUAAAAAUUAGUGAUUUUUUUUUUUUUUUCUUACCUUAUUAAGAUGACCAGUCUAAUAUAAGUAGUACACGUCUGCAGUUUCCUUCACAGCUGUUUCUGCUUCAUACUCCAAAUGCAAGUGUUGCCAGAGAAACCUGAUAGAGCUAUGGAAUCUGGUGACACUACUUCUGAGGUCCCAUGUGACAUCAUGAGGCUUAUUAAUCUUUGAGUUUGUACAGGGGCAAAUUAGUACAUCCUUAUUUAGAAGCUAUUUAGAAGCAUCACACAAUUCUGAUUGACUGAAAAUGAUCCUUGUCCAUAAGAAGGAAAAAAAUCAAGCUGUUCUCACAUAGUUAACUUGAAUGCAUCACAAUUUUUUAUUGGAACUAUUACAAACUAGAUUUUUGUAUACACUGAGCAAUGGUUAAGUAAAUUAAACUUGCUUUGUACAAACAGCCAAAUGUGAAGGCAGUAAAGUUAAUGGAAAAUCAAUCAUAGUUUCUAUUAAGUGUUGCAUAUUGGAGAAGAGACCCAAAAAGAAAGAUCAGAUAAUUUUGGAAAAACAACAAUCCAUGUACCAAUGAUCACUUAAAAUUACAGUAGUACCUCCAGAAGCAUUUAAUUUUUUGUAAUCCUCAUGAACCACUGCUAACAUUGAUUACUGGGGGUUAAGACUGAACCCAAACCUAAAAGCAACCUUUCGUAAAUGUUUAUUCAGUGUUACAGCUGACACUAGAAUUCAGAGUUCGCCAGUUAGACCUCUGAGAAAGAUGAAGUUAUUUUGUUAGUUCUGAUGUCUAGUUGGACUAAAACAUAUGUCGUAACAUUUUCUCCAAGUGUUUGAGUGACUUGCAAACCUGAAUUCCUGUGGCAGAAAAUGUAGCAGUUUUAAAAGCUCUCUGUAUCUGUUGGUACUCAACCUCCUGCCAGCAAAGCCCACCUCCUGUUAGGGUGACAUGGAACCAACCAGCAUUUUGAGGCUGGGGAUGAUCAGAGGAAGCAAAGGUCUCAUGUUUGUCAGACCAUGUUCAUGAGGAAGCAACGGUCUCGUUACACAAAGUGCUGCCACAUCUGUCCCGUCUGCCACUUUUCAAAUCACUGCAUUUUUCAGUCCUUCUGUCCCUCCCUGCACACACAUGUACAUCCUGAAGACCCUACACAAUUCUGGCAUUUUUAAAUGUGAAUGAAUAGAUGUGUAUGGAAAGUUUUCUCUAAUUUUGACCUUGUAACCACAUUUAAUAGAAAUUUGUAUUGGCAUGAUUUUGGCAUAGUUGCGAUAGCACAAUGUUCCCACAGCACAAAUAUAUAACAGCACAACAAAGAACUCUAGAGAAAUCACUUUGCUGUUCCAUAUUAUGCAGGAACUUUUUUAAUGCGGGACUGGGAUUUUGUUUUAUAUGGUUAAUGGUAUAUUCCCUCCUCGCUGCACUGGAAAUUAUCUUUUGUCAGUUCUGUUGGCUUGUUCUAACUUCUUGCCAUAACCUCUGUAAUGUUAAAUGUUCCCUGUAGUUUGCACUCUUAUUGACAUGAAAUAGUUGUUCGGAUGCUACUAGAUAAGAAAUUAGGAUUAAACCCAACGCAGUCCAAAGCUAAUGAGAUUUUAAGUAGUGAGAACAUGAUGGUUUUUCUUUUAAUAAUGAAAAAAAACAGAUCACCUUUUUAUUUUAUGUUCUAUUUAGAUGAUUGAGAAUUUUGUACUGAAAAAUUGAUGAAACUGUUGACUCUAAUUUUUACCUAGAGUAGUAUCACUGAAAUUUCAGUUGUUUGAAAUAAUCUCAUGUAAAAUCUAGCUACGUAACAUAGUUCAGUCAUUUAUACUCUGAUAGUCCUGGCUAACUUGCAAUAUCAUGAUCAUAAAAGAUUUCUUAAAAUGUGUAUAUAUUUGAAAUUUAUGUAAUAUUUAAAUACAACUUGGUUUCUAAGUAAGAAAUUAGAAUAUAACUUCAACUAUUUUUUCUAUUCAUAAAUCCAAACUUUGUAAGUAGCAUUUAGAAUAAGAUUACCACCAAGUGUCUCAGAGAAAGUGACUUUUAUGCACUACAAGCUAGAAGUUCCUCCGUCCUCUUUCAUUUUCUUUUGUGUUUAAGAUUACUUUUACAAGCCGGUAUGUACCCCAGAACUAAAAGAAUUCACUAAGGAAAAAGCUGUUGUUCUGAUUAACUAUUGUAAGACACUUUUGGCAUAAAUUUGUCUUUGAGAUGCUGUUUACUUUAUCAAGGUUUACAUGUACAAAUGCAACUACUUACUGUAUCAUACACAUUUGAAUAUUGCAUUUUUCAGUAAUAAACUUGGAUAUCUUUCAAGGA